Pelecanus crispus (Dalmatian pelican) is the source of this 1200-nucleotide messenger RNA. NCBI's taxonomy places the organism in Eukaryota, Metazoa, Chordata, Aves, Pelecaniformes, Pelecanidae. The record is from RefSeq and is a predicted model, not a curated record.
AUGCUUGGUCAGAAGGGCCGUGCAAAGGACCUGAUGAUUCGGAGGUACAGCAAAAGAGCUGCGGGGGUCUGCCGCCAGCUUGCUAACCCGCGGCUGAACGGCCGCUCGUGGCGGUCGGAGGACUGUUCCGUGUGCGUGCGUGUGCGAGAGCACUUCUUGCGUUUUUCAUUUGCCCUCUGCGUCGCGGCGGUUGAGGUUGGAAGCCACGCUGCGGGGUUCAAGUUGCGUGUUUCUGGAGGGGCAGCGGGCAGCGCCCGCCUCGCCCACUCCCAGCGCGCAGCACAUAAACCUGCACCAGCACCUGGAUUUUCAGACGUUAACUAUGCACCAGGAGAUCACGUCCCCUACGGCUACCCUCCGCACGCACCUGGGACUUACCAAGGUGUCACAGAUGCAGGAAGCUAUGGCUUCCAGGUACAGACCAUGGGAGUCCCAGCUGGAUUAGCUGUUCCAGCCAUCCAGAACCAGCCCAUUGUGAAGGACGGGACAAUCUGGAUGCCCGUCCCUCCUCCUCUUCCCAAUUGCCCUCCUGGACUGGAGUACCUCACACAGAUUGACCAGAUAUUAAUCCAUCAGCAAAUUGAACUCCUUGAGAUUUUGACUGGCUUUGAAACAAACAACAAAUAUGAAAUCAAGAAUACGCUGGGGCAAAGGGUGUACUUUGCAGCAGAGGACACUGACUGCUGUACCAGGAAUUGCUGUGGGCCAUCACGACCCUUCACUCUCCGGAUUAUAGACAACCUGGGCCAUGAGGUGAUAACGCUGCAGAGACCCCUCCGGUGUUCUUCGUGCUGCUUUCCCUGCUGCUUACAGGAGCUGGAAGUUCAGGCACCUCCAGGAACACCAGUUGGUUACGUUGUCCAGAACUGGCAUGCGUGCCUGCCAAAGUUUACCAUUCAAGAUGAAAAAAGAAUGGAUAUACUGAAAAUUACUGGCCCAUGUGUUGUCUGCAGCUGUUGUGAGGACAUUCAUUUCGAGGUGAAGUCUGUGGAUGAGACUUCUACUGUUGGGAGGAUUUCUAAGCAGUGGACUGGAUUUUUGAAAGAAGCCUUUACAGAUACAGAUAACUUUGGAAUCACAUUCCCAAUCGACCUUGAUGUAAAAAUGAAAGCUGUCAUGAUCGGUGCUUGCUUCCUUAUCGACUUCAUGUUUUUUGAGCAUGCUGGUGAUAACCAACAGCGAACAGGAGUUUGGCAAUGA